UUUCUGAUCUCCUCUCAUCAUUAAGCUUCGGAAAAUUAACGGAAUCUGACAAAAAGAGACAACUAUAUUCUCAGCAUCUGAUCUUCACUAGAUCUACUUGAUCAUCUGAGGGAUUCAACUGAAUCAAGAUGUUGCUGAUCAUUGAAGCUGUUCUUCUCAUUUUAGCUGCUCUAGGACAGGAUCACAGAGCAGCUGCUGGUGCAGAACUGAAACUGGAUAUGGCACUGAAUUCAGUUGAUGACCAAUUUAUGGGCUGUACAUCGAAAAUGGCAUACCUGGUGAAGACCAAAUAUCUACAGAAAGAAAUCAAUAGCUCACCGCAAUUUAAAAUUGGUUGGAAAGUGGGUGAAAAUGUUGUCAAGUUCCCAAAAGGUUACCUGACAAGGAAUCAUUUAAUCGCCAUUUAUGUGUACAGUGAUAAUAAUAUAUAUAAGCAAUUCAAUCCUGACAAUCGUUACGGUAGAAAACAGUACGAAUUCAAGACAUACAAAUGGUAUUCCCUUAACUUUCUGUUAACAGAUGCGAUACAGAUUCUGAAGAAAACACAAAAUGGAUGCAGGUAUACUUUUCGUGGUACAAAUGUUGAAUUUGAUAAGUAUGUUCUGAACAAAGAGGUUCGUUUCGGCUCAUUUGCUUCAUCCUCAAUUGAUUAUAAUAUUGCACGAGGUUUUGGAUCUAAAUCAUGUUUUGAAAUCUACACUUGUAAAGGUGCUGAUGUGGCAAAAUAUUCUAAGUAUCCUUAUGAGAAAGAGGUGCUGAUUCCUCCAUACGAGAAGUUUAAAGUCACUGCUGUCAGGACGAGAAAAUAUCAGCCUUAUCUCUGGUGUGAAACCGUGUACACUUUAAAAAGCACUGGAACACGAAGUAACCUGAACUGUGCUCUAUUCAAGAAACCAAACAAGUAAAUGGUUUUUACUGAAAAAGUGCUCUGAAUUAGUCAGUUCCACAUUUUCUGUUAUUUCUUCUUCAAUAAUUCUUUGUCAGUAAACAGAUUUUACAUAAUGAAAUAAAGCAUAUAGACACUGCAACAGCUGUCACUCAUUUUCUUUUGUUCAUUCAUCUGUCAAUGUGUCC
Messenger RNA from Carassius carassius (crucian carp), 1074 nucleotides. Its product is annotated as NAD(P)(+)--arginine ADP-ribosyltransferase 2-like. The transcript has 3 exons. Gene Ontology annotation, molecular function: NAD+ poly-ADP-ribosyltransferase activity; NAD+-protein-arginine ADP-ribosyltransferase activity. The coding region runs from base 129 to 905 and encodes 258 amino acids. NCBI's taxonomy places the organism in Eukaryota, Metazoa, Chordata, Actinopteri, Cypriniformes, Cyprinidae. The record is from RefSeq and is a predicted model, not a curated record.